Messenger RNA from Beauveria bassiana ARSEF 2860, 360 nucleotides. RefSeq names its product ethanolamine utilization protein (EutQ). The coding region runs from base 1 to 360 and encodes 119 amino acids. The record is from RefSeq and is a predicted model, not a curated record. The transcript is spliced from 3 exons. Lineage: Eukaryota; Fungi; Ascomycota; Sordariomycetes; Hypocreales; Cordycipitaceae.
AUGGUUUUUGAGUGGCAAGACGAGGGCAAGCUCCAUCGUGUCCCCAAGCUCGAGCCUGGCCCUCCCAACGUCUACUUUGGUGACAUCUUCACCACUGCCUCUAGCGAUGCGCCCAACCCGCUGACCGGGUCUCUCUUCCUCCUCGAAAAGUUGGAGAAUCCAGACCCGGCGCCCAAGUACGAAUAUGACGAGAGCGGUAUCGUCGUCAAAGGUGAAUUGCACGUCGCGGAUGAAAAGGGCAACACGGCAAAGCUGCUGCCCGGUGACACAUUCUUCAUCCACCGCGGCAGCACCAUUACCUUUUCGACACCUCGGUACGCCGUCGCUUACAAGGUCGCCGCCCGGCGCAAGAUGCAUUGA